AUGGCGGCCGCCAGUAGUCAACAUGCGGUGGAAAACAUAGUUUGUAACGAUAUUUUAGAAUUUCAGGAAGUUUUAAAGAAGUCGAGAAUGAUCGAUGAUAGAAUCAUACAUGCUUUAAACACAAGUAUUCCGACUGACUCAUUUGCUGGCCAAGUCAGUGCUGCAGACCAAUGUAAAAAAUUGUAUGAAGAGUUAGAACAAUCGUAUGGAAGUCGAGAAAAAGCUAUCAAGAGAUGCAUAUCAGAAGUUACCACCAAUGUGAACAGUUUACGGGAGAAACGUCAAAAAGACACAGAGGAUAUUAGUGUGAUGAAAGAUUUACGGAAACAGCAAACUAGCCUUCGACUUAUGCAGACAGAAUUAAGCGUAGAAGAAGUUAUCAAGGAUAGGAGCUUAAAGGCUUUCUAUGAACGUUGUCGGCAAGUGUACAAACCUCCAUCAUCAUCAUCAUCCUGAUGACAGCAGAAUGUAGAACUUGUGAAAAACAAUUUACAGUCGUAUGGAAGAUUACAAGCAGCCAUUUAUGUAUCUCGGCACGGAUUAAGGUGGAUUUCAUAGUCCUUUUGUCUGCUGAGAAAAAUACGCCAUUCAGUGGUGUUGUGUGUGAUAGUGUGAAGAAGUGUCAUUUGUUUAUAAAUAAUUGAGA
Molecule: messenger RNA, 646 nt
Organism: Liolophura sinensis
Lineage: Eukaryota; Metazoa; Mollusca; Polyplacophora; Chitonida; Chitonidae
Product: protein MIX23-like
Exons: 5
Coding region: 1-456 (151 amino acids)
Cellular component (GO): mitochondrion; mitochondrial intermembrane space
Source: RefSeq, a predicted model, not a curated record